UCUUCAAAAAUUAGGAGCAAGAGCAUGCCUCCUUUUUGAGAGUAAGACCAAGUCUCUUCUUUCAUGUCUACUUCUCGAGUAGAUCUUUUUGAGAAUAAUCUUCAAAGAAUCCCUUGUUUUUGAACGAAUCAUCGAACACCAAAGACUAUCCCACAAUAAAACUCAAUGAAAUUUGAAAUUGAGUGAGUCUACGUUGUUUAUAUGGAUCUGCAUGCCCCCAGGAGGUUUAUUACCAGGCUCCACCGACUUUCUACAGUGUUCUCCAAGAUAUUCCCAUCCAGAAAGAUGCGAAUUACCAAGUUCUUCUCCAUGUUGGUACUCCUCUCCCUUCUUCUUACUCUAUCCGUGAUUAUCCGACACCAGCCGUCUGAUUGGAUCACGGGAUUCGCCCAAGCUAGGCAUCUCGAAGGCAGAACACCUCAACUGAAUCUCACCAAAGCCAGCUCUGACGAUUCAUUAGAUCCUCGGGCCCUUACUAAAGACAAACUACUCGGUGGCCUUCUUGUUGCUGGGUUUGAUGAAGAUUCUUGCCUCAGCAGAUACCAGUCUGCUUUAUAUCGCAAAACUGCACCCCAUAAGCCUUCUUCAUAUCUCCUUUCCAAACUUGGAAACUAUGAGAAGCUUCAUAAACGCUGUGGACCCAACACGAAAUCCUAUAAAAAAUCCCUUAAACAACUCAAUUCUGACCAUACUGUUGGAUCCACAGACUGCAAAUAUAUUGUUUGGGUAUCUUUUAGUGGACUGGGAAACAGGAUACUGACUCUGGCUUCUGCAUUUCUGUAUGCUCUCCUGACCGACAGAGUUUUACUUGUCGAUGGAGGAAAGGACAAUGCUGAUCUCUUCUGUGAGCCAUUUCCUGGUACAUCAUGGUUACUGCCCUUGGAUUUUCCUAUUAUCAAUAACUUCAGCCAGCUUGAUCAGCAUUCAGCCCAUUGUUAUGGAAAUAUGCUGAAGAACAAUGUAAUAAAUGCUUCAAGUGAAUCUAUACCGUCUUAUCUAUAUCUCCAUCUGGCUCAUGAUUAUGGUGAUCAUGAUAAGAUGUUCUUCUGUGAUGAAGACCAAGCUUUUCUUGGGAGAGUCCCUUGGUUGGUUAUGAAAACAAAUAACUAUUUUGUCCCGUCUCUCUUCUUGAUUCCGGGAUUUGAGAAUGAAUUGAGCAGAUUAUUUCCUGAGAAAGAAACUGUUUUUCACCACUUGGGUCGGUAUCUUUUUCACCCCUCAAAUCAUGUGUGGGGCCUAAUAACCAGAUAUUACCAAUCUUAUCUAGCCCAGGCAGAUGAAAGAAUUGGCAUUCAAAUAAGAGUUUUUGAUGACGGAUCUGGUCCUUUCUAGUAUGUGAUAGAUCAAAUUUUAGCCUGCACUCAAAGGGAAAAAUUGCUACCUGAAGUAGAUAUGCAAGGACAUGAUCAUGUCACUCCAUCGGAGAACCCUAAACUGAAAGCUGUUCUGUUAACAUCAUUGAUUUCAGGAUACUAUGAGAACCUGAGGAACUUGUACUGGGAAAACCCAACUGUGACUGGGGAAGUGAUUGGGUUUUACCAGCCGAGUAAUGAAGAAUAUCAGCAAACAGCGAAGCAGCUGCAUAACAAUAAGGCUUGGGCGGAAAUGUAUCUCCUGAGUUUAACUGAUGUCUUGGUAACGAGCUCGUGGUCUACAUUUGGAUAUGUGGCUCAAGGUCUUGGUGGUUUGAGGGCAUGGAUCCUUUACAAGCCUGAAAAUCACACAACUCCUGAUCCCCCUUGUCGAAGGGCAAUGUCAAUAGAACCUUGUUUUCAUGCUCCUCCAUUUUAUGACUGUAAAACAAAGAGUGGAAUUGAUACAGGUAAUAUUGUCCCUCAUGUCAGACAUUGCGAGGAUAUGAGCUGGGGCCUUAAGGUAGUUGAUGAUCACGACGAGUUAUAAGUGGUCCUCCAAUUCACAUAAUUGGUACUAUUUGAAUUAAUUGAUUAUUAGACGGUCUGAUAGGCUGCUUCCACGUUUUCUGCAUUGUCCUUCAGAAAUCUUGUACAAGCAGGAGCAGUACCAGAGUGGGUAAUAGUUUUGAUGAAUCACCCACAUUAUUCUUGUUAUAUGUAAUAUACGGAGUUUAAAAGAAUGGCGGUUCAUCUACUAUUCAUGUAAAUAUCUUCGUAGCUGGGUUCGUACUGUGUAAAAACUGAAGGCAGAGAAAAUCAAAGAAGAAAACAUAUGCAAAUGGAGCUCCUUUCUUAUCCUGAUGAGUAAAAAUUUUAGUUACAAAAGACCUGCUACAAGCAUUAGGUAGAAGUAGAGCCAUAAAAGAGUCCAAAACUAUUUCAAGAAUAGACACAACAACCCCAGAAUCUAGGCUAGAAGCUUUUGCCCCUAACUCCUGGUAGGAUCGUUUCUGACCCUUUUGGUAAAAUCUUUGUACUUCCAUGGAACAUCCUGCAUAAAGUAGAGAAUGUAUCUAAAUCUCUCUCUCUGUAAACCUGAAUUUUCUUUUUUAUUAUUUUACAAGAUUAAAGCUCAUGAGGAUGAA
Messenger RNA from Carica papaya (papaya), 2500 nucleotides. Its product is annotated as galactoside 2-alpha-L-fucosyltransferase-like. The record is from RefSeq and is a predicted model, not a curated record. Gene Ontology annotation, cellular component: membrane; Golgi apparatus. Gene Ontology annotation, biological process: xyloglucan biosynthetic process; cell wall biogenesis. Lineage: Eukaryota; Viridiplantae; Streptophyta; Magnoliopsida; Brassicales; Caricaceae. Gene Ontology annotation, molecular function: galactoside 2-alpha-L-fucosyltransferase activity.